AUGAAGACCUCCCUCCUCAUCGCCGCAGUCUCCGCUGCCAUCGCCUCCGCCGCCCCUGCCCCAUCCAACCUUUCCGCCCGCGCUCCUCCCAACGUGCCCUCCAAGGCCGAAGCAACAACCCAGCUCGCCGGCCUCACCGUCGCAGCCCAAGGCCCACAAACCGGCUACUCUCGCGACCUGUUCCCUCACUGGAUCACUCAAUCUGGUGCCUGCAACACGCGCGAGACGGUGCUCAAGCGCGAUGGUACAAACGUCGUAACCGACAGUGCAUGCGCGUCGGUCUCCGGCUCGUGGUAUAGCCCAUACGACGGCGCAACAUGGACGGCAGCAAGUGACGUCGAUAUUGAUCACAUGGUCCCAUUGAGUAAUGCCUGGAAGUCCGGUGCAGCAUCCUGGACCACGGCCCGCCGCCAGGCCUUUGCCAACGACCUGACCAACCCCCAGCUUCUCGCCGUCACCGACAACGUCAACCAGGCCAAAGGAGAUAAAGGACCCGAGGACUGGAAGCCCCCGCUAACGAGCUACUACUGCACGUAUAGUAAGAUGUGGAUCAAGGUCAAGAGCGUGUAUGGGUUGACGAUUACGAGUGCGGAGAAGAGUGCGUUGACGAGUAUGCUUGCGACGUGCUAGAGUAUGAGGAGAAUGAAUGAAUGAAUGAAUGACUAAGUUUUUUUUUUGUCAUUUUGAAUAAAGAAUGAUUGGUUGAUUGGUUGAUUAUGUAUAUGUCGGAUUUACAAUGUAUAUAUGAAUUCUGGGUUUUCUCUAUCCGUGAGAUCGAGCCAUCUAGGAUAACAAUCAGAAAUUGGG
Bipolaris maydis ATCC 48331 is the source of this 807-nucleotide messenger RNA. RefSeq lists its product as uncharacterized. The record is from RefSeq and is a predicted model, not a curated record. Lineage: Eukaryota; Fungi; Ascomycota; Dothideomycetes; Pleosporales; Pleosporaceae.